UAUUACCCCUUAUCUUUUGAAGGACUUUAACAUUACUGGAACUCGUUCGGUUGGUUGGUGCGGUGAGUGACGCAGUUGCGCGUGCGCCGCCGGCGUGAUAGGUGGUCGGUUCCUUUCGACACCAAUUGACGUUUAUUGAUAAUGUGAUUACAAUUGGCGCUCAUUAUAGAGGUCAGCGUAGCCUCAGCGCAACUAGUCUACAAAAUGGAGUGUUAUACAUCGGAUAGUUGUGAUAGUGAUAGCAGAGAACAAAAAACACUUGAUCUAUCUUACCAGUCAUUAGACUCUAACGCCUUAUCUUCUGAACUAAAAGGCAUUGUUAAUGAAAAGGACUGCGCGAAAAAUUAUGAGAUAAUUCUGCUGUACAACAAUAGAAUAAGGAUACUGCCUGAUACCAUAAACAGGUUUUGCAACUUAAAGAUAUUGGAUGUAAGCAAUAACAGACUUACAGUACUACCUGAUGUGCUCAAGAACUGCCCUCUCACAACACUGAUUGCAAAACACAAUCAGCUGACCAAUGAUUCGUUACCAAAGUGUUUUUAUUCGGCUAAGACUACACUCAGAGAACUUAAUUUAUGUGGCAAUCAACUGACAGCCUUCCCAGAGCAAGUAUUGGAGAUGAAUUCUAUUAAAUAUCUUUAUUUGGGUGGUAACCGUAUAGUCAAUAUACCAAAGGACAUAUGGAAACUUAGCAGCUUACAGAUUUUAUCAAUGGGUGGGAACCAAAUCACGGAGGUACCUGAGUCUGUGGGUCGGUUAGUGGGCUUGCAGGCAUUAAUUUUAAGCGACAACCUCAUAGAACAGCUGCCGGCCAACAUAGCCAACUUGAAACAGCUACGUUCUUUACUACUACACAAAAAUCGCCUGAAGACUCUACCUACGCAAAUAAUAAAACUAACAUGUCUUACAGAGCUCAGUUUACGCGAAAAUCCACUGGUUUCGCGUUUCAUUCGCGACAUGACAUUGGAACCACCGUCCCUUCUAGAACUGGCUGGUCGGACUAUCAAACUGCAUGAGAUACCAAUUCAAAUGGGAGAUGUACCAACCACUUUGAUCGACUAUCUUAACGCAGCUCAAUGUUGUGUAAACCCAAAGUGUAGAGGUGUUUAUUUCGACAACCGCGUGGAGCAUAUCAAAUUUGUUGAUUUUUGUGGUAAAUAUAGGAUACCACUUUUACAAUAUCUUUGUAGUUCAAAAUGUAUCACUGGCAGUUGGGAGAGUCGUGAAAUGGACAGCAAUGCUCAUCCCCACAUGAUGAGGAAGGUUCUACUAGGAUAAAACCAAUAAAUUCUAUUUCUGUAUUUAUUUAUCCAUAGUUUAAGUUUAUAAUGAAUAUCAUUUUUAUCCUUUGAAAAUGUUAGAUUUUUGUAUAUCUGUUUUGUUACAAAUUGCUAUUGUUGUGGUUGAAAAUUUUAGUUAUAUUCUGCCUUAUUAUGGUCAUUAGUUUUUAAUUUACAUAAAUAAAAGAGAAUGAUGUUUUAUACUUUGUUUUUUUAUUUAUAAUGAAUUUCUAUAUCUAAAUUUUAUUAUUGAUGUUAAUUGACUUCUUGUAAUAACUUCAUCCUCUCAGCUUUGCCUCUUAGAAUAGCUUCUUUGAAUAAUUUGCAAUAUAAUUCUAUAGCUACAGGUGUAUCAUCAUUUCCUGGCACUGGAUAAGUAAUCAAGUUGGGAUUGCAAUUUGAAUCUACAAUACCAAUUGUAGGAAUUAGCAUUUUUGCACUGUCUCGAACUGCUGUAUGUUGAUUGAGGAUAUUAUUCUGUGUGUUCAGAAAUAUACACAGAUCUGGAAGUCUUGUGACAGCACCAAACUGAUAAUUAGCAUUUGUAAAUAUGCCUCCUCGCCAAAACCUUGUAUGAGCAUAUUCCCCACAUUCUUUGGCAGUUCUUUCUACUUUAUGAGAAUUCAUAGCAUUUCUGUUGAAGAAACAAAUUAUACCACCUCUAUAAGCAAUAUGCGCAGCAAAAUUAAGUGCUUUUCGUAAAUGUUCUGCUGUAAUAUCCAAGUCAAAUAUUAAAUGACCAAGUCUUGACCCAUAAAGAUAAGGCCUCAUAUAAUCAUUUAGUGACCCCUCUUUGUGGCCAUAGUGAACACGAGCAUCAAAUAAAUCUUUCACAGUAAACAAAUUAUGAACUUGAAAAUAGUCAGGAUGUUCCAAGGGAUUCACUGGUAAUUUUACAUCUGCAAGAAAUAAAUAAGUUUUUUAUUUAAUAGUCAGGAAUACUCACUUAGGAUAUUAAAUUUGAUUUUAAAAAGAAAUUUUAGUUUUAAGAUCUUAUUUUUCAAUUUUA
Molecule: messenger RNA, 2289 nt
Organism: Diatraea saccharalis (sugarcane borer)
Lineage: Eukaryota; Metazoa; Arthropoda; Insecta; Lepidoptera; Crambidae
Source: the annotation of a GenBank genome assembly